AUGUGUGAGAGAGCCGUCUGUCAGCUGCCGCUGGUCACGCUAAUGCAACUCAACGAGACCUCCGAUCCUGUUUCCGAUACUUCUGUGCGAGUCAUGCCAGAGCCAUCCCAGAAGCGAAAGCGGGCCAAGACCGGUUGCUUGACCUGUCGUGCCCGCAAAGUCAAGUGCGACGAGACGCGGCCGCGGUGCAAUCACUGCCGCAACCUCGGGGUGGAGUGCCGUUGGCCCGAACCCGCAACGAAGCGUUUCUGUCGCAUCUCAACGCCGCCUUCCUGCAACACUCAGGGCCCUCAAUCGAUCGCCACGGGAGGGCCCCGAUUGUCUGCAUGCUUCCCUUGUCGUUAUGCCCGCUCGAAAUGCUCCAAAGAUCGACCGACGUGCGCCCGCUGCCGUUCUCACGGACACGAAUGCAAGUAUCCCGAGCCCCAGGGGUCCCACGCCCUCACGUCCUCGGCGCAGUCCUGGAUGAGGAGACUCCAAACGGCGGAGAUGGGCAACUCCGCCGAACUCUCGCGUCCGGAGAUCCUCACCAGCCUCACUAGCUCACCAGAGCCGGAGUCUGCACCAACACAUCCCGAGAUAACUGAUGAUCAACGGCCGGAAAUGCCGGCAGGCGAUGCCAGUCCCCCAGAGACGUCUGAUAGGCUGGAUGAUGUUGUCUCCGCUCUUUGUGAGAGCCAGUCAUCUCCAACACAAGCUGCAGCAGGUGCAGUGGUGACACUGAGCCCGCGCAGGAGCUUUCUUCCCAGCCAAGAUAGUAUUGAGCGUCUUGCGGUCGCCUUCUUCCGACACGUUCACGUCUACCGUGCCAACGCCUUCCUGCAUCGGGAUCAGACCCUGAUGGCCAUCCGUGACGGCACAUUCUGUGUCCCGGUCGUCCUGGCCCUGUGUGCUGUCGGGGCGCGUUUCACCUCUCCGCCCCAGCCAGACGACGUGGUCAUCAGCUGGGCCACCGAAGCGGCCAACUGGGUCACAACAGCGACCGAGGUCUCACGAGACCACGUUGUGGUCGCCCUUUUGCUUGCUAUCUACAUGCAGCAAGCUGGUCGAUUUGCCCAAUCUCACCUGUGGUCGGCCAUUGCCAAUACCCACGCCGUCAGUCUGGGUCUUCAUCGCGAAUCCGCACCCGGCACGUCUUCUUUUGUGGAAAGUGAACGCGACCGGCGCCUGUUUUUCGCCUGCUAUGCCAUUAGCCGUUUCAUAUCCAAUGGCGCUCCCGAGUCAAUCCAAUGCCCUGCAUCUCGUAUCAAGUUGCGGCUGCCAUGCGACGGCUUUAAUUACCGCCUUGACGUGAGCAUCGAGACGCCUUAUGCGACCCUCGAGGCAGACGAGCCAGAGCCGCCCGGCCCAAACGGCAUGCAGCGAAACGUUGGCGCCAUGGGAUUUUGGGUGCGACUGGUUAGCGUGAGGAUGAAAAUUAAGCGCUACUUCCAUUCCAUGACGGAGGACAGGGAAGAACGACACGCACAUCAGCAACCCAGUGCCAUUGGCACGACACUUGCCCCAUGGGGCGCUUCCUCCCCAUUCGUGGUGUGCUUGGCACAGUUGGCCUCCCUAUCCGAGUCUUUGCCCCCCCGGCUUCAGCUCUCCCCCGAGUUGGUGCUUCGACAGCACGAUGCUCCUGUUUUGGGCCAGAUUGUCAUGUUCUACCUCUGGUGGAAUGAAUGCCACCUUGAGCUUUAUAGCAUCGCUCUUCACGGAUAUCCCCAGUCCCUAGAUUCUACCGUCAUGUCAACCGCGCCAGCUGGCUGGAUUGACCAGGCCCGUCAUAACUGCUUGCGGCACGCCCAGGCUAUCACGGAUAUUUUAGACCUUGUGGAUCGGGAAAUGCCUCGCCAGCCGCUGACCAUCUCGGAUCACACCAUUGCGCACGUGGUUUAUUUGUCCGUGCGGGUGCAAUUAGAGCUCCUGAUGCCGACACUCAAGGAUAGCGGGAUGCGUCUUGAAUUAAAGAAAAGAUUCGACAUAAUGCUGGGCUUUGUAGAAAGGACAAGUAAAUAUUUCCAUCAGGUGUCCCUGGUCGUAAGUGCUUCCCCACGCUUCUGCUGUCAGGUGUUGAGAAGGCGCCGUAAAAAACCUGACGCUUUACAUGCCCCAGCUCCACGAGAUGCGCCAUUAUCUCAGACAGCAUCUUUGCCUUGGUUCUGCCGUCAAAAAGCACUUGAUUCCAGAAGAGCUGCCGAGCAAGCUGGUAUAAGCGCAGCGCAUUUCGAAGCAAAUCUCGCCGAACUUCUGCCUGAUUGCAUCCCACUUGGCACUAUGUCCUGGAUCCGGGGCUACGGCGUCAAUGACCCUUGCCGACUUCCCGAAACAGCAGAAUCAUCAUGGGAUAUUUUGCCCAAUCUGUGGAUGGGAGCCCCGCCCACGGGGCAAAGCACUAACAACCCUGUUACAGCCAUGAGUGAUUUUAGCAGCCUCGGUAUCUUCAAUACCUGGGGACGGAUAGACCCCAACGGGACUGGGUCUCGUUUUGAUCCACUGCUUCCUAGUCACUCUUUCGCGCAUCCAAGUGCAACGGGAACCUGUGGAACUUCAACAGUAAUUUCUUCGGACGCUCCCUUUUCUUUGAACCCAUUGAACACGUAG
Molecule: messenger RNA, 2586 nt
Organism: Aspergillus niger
Lineage: Eukaryota; Fungi; Ascomycota; Eurotiomycetes; Eurotiales; Aspergillaceae
Exons: 7
Coding region: 1-2586 (861 amino acids)
Biological process (GO): DNA-templated transcription; regulation of DNA-templated transcription
Cellular component (GO): nucleus
Molecular function (GO): DNA-binding transcription factor activity, RNA polymerase II-specific; DNA binding; zinc ion binding
Source: RefSeq, a predicted model, not a curated record